AUGGCACUCGCACCCAUGGCCGGCUCUCAACCCGCCUUGACGGUCCAUUCAUUCAUGAGGUGGUCCUGGAUCUAUUGGAAUUUGCCCGACCGUAAGUGGACCAUCACGACGAAGGCCGAUGUGGUCAGGGAAACGUGCCGACACCCUGACCGAUGCCAUGCGACCUGGGCGCCCUCGGACGUUCCCAGGAAGGAGCAACAGAACCCCGAGCUGAUACGAAGACUACAGGGCCACGAUGAGGAGAUUAGCUACAUCACUCCAGACGCGCUUUUCCCUGACGAAGUGAAUCUAGCUUCACUGUCGCUCUAA
This is a messenger RNA of Fusarium falciforme, 309 nucleotides long. RefSeq lists its product as hypothetical. Bases 1 to 309 code for a protein of 102 amino acids. NCBI's taxonomy places the organism in Eukaryota, Fungi, Ascomycota, Sordariomycetes, Hypocreales, Nectriaceae. The record is from RefSeq and is a predicted model, not a curated record. The transcript has 2 exons.